AUGGCAUCCACUUCGCCAGCUGCAGCAGCAGCUUGCUACACCCCACCAUGGGCCGACAUGAGCAUGAUUGGCGUAGCAGGAUCCUCAGGUUCGGGCAAGACCUCCCUGGCUGUCGAGAUUGUCAAGGCUCUGGAUCUACCUUGGGUCAUCAUCCUGUCCAUCGACUCAUUCUACAAGUCCUUGAAUGAAGAGCAGAAUCGUCUGGCCCAUCUGAACGAAUACGAUCUUGAUUCACCGGCGUCUAUCGACUUUGAUCUUCUUGUCGAAUGCUUGUCCCAGCUCAAGCAAGGCAAGCGCGUCAACAUCCCUGUAUACUCGUUUCCCCUACAUCAGCGCUUGGAGGAGACUGUUUCAGUAUAUUCGCCCCAUGUUGUAAUUCUGGAAGGGAACCUUGCCUUGGUCGACCCACGUGUGCUGAAAAUGCUGGAUAUGAAGAUCUUUGUGGAAGCUGAUCUGGAUUUAUGCUUAUCGAGGCGACUUGUUCGCGACGUGCGUGAACGCGGGCGUGACAUUGAAGGCAUCAUCAAGCAGUGGUUCGAUUGGGUCAAGCCGGUAUACUUGAAAUGGGUCGAGCCACAGAAGGAAGGCGCGGACAUCAUCGUUCCUCGUGGCAUGCAGAACAAGAUGGCAAUUGCGAUGAUCGUGAAUCAGGUGCGAAGAAUGCUCAAGGACAAGUCAAUACGACAUAAUGCAGAGCUCGAGAAGCUCGGCCAGGACGUCGAAGACAGUCCACUACCGGAGAAUGUCAUCCUGCUGGAGCAUAAGCCGCAAAUAAGAGGCGUGGGGACGAUUUUGCGGAACACAAUAACACCACAGGAGGAGUUCGUGUUCUACUUCAAUCGCCUAAGCGCCAUACUGAUUGAGACGGCCCUUGACUGUCAUUCUUAUCUACCGUCAACGGUGUACACGUCGCAAGGCUAUGGAUACAACGGUCUGAAAUCGGCCGGCAUCAUUUCUGCUGUGGUCAUCCUACGAGGCGGCAGCUGUCUGGAGCCGGGCUUGAGGCGGACCAUUCCCGACUGUCUGACCGGAAGGAUGCUCAUACAAUCGAACCUAAGAACAGCCGAGCCAGAGCUGCACUAUCUGAAGUUGUUUCCAGAUAUAGAGAAGCACAAGACCGUCCUGCUCUUGGACUCUCAGAUGUCGAGCGGAGGUGCGGCGCUGAUGGCAGUGAAGGUCCUGGUCGAUCACGGGGUGGCCGAGGAGAAAAUCGUCUUUGUGACUUGUCUUGCGGGGAAGCGAGGGCUUAAGAGGCUCCUGAGUGUGUUCCCGAAGAUACAAGUCGUGGCAGCCAAUAUGGGCGACGAGUAUGAGAAGCGCUGGAUCGAGGAGCGCUACUUUGGCUGCUAA
Molecule: messenger RNA, 1350 nt
Organism: Cyphellophora attinorum
Lineage: Eukaryota; Fungi; Ascomycota; Eurotiomycetes; Chaetothyriales; Cyphellophoraceae
Product: Uridine kinase
Exons: 1
Coding region: 1-1350 (449 amino acids)
Cellular component (GO): cytoplasm
Molecular function (GO): ATP binding; kinase activity
Source: RefSeq, a predicted model, not a curated record